AUGAUCGUUUAUACUGGUGCACGUCUCAAGGCGUCGAGAGUAGCGAAAUUACUCAACAUUCAAACUGGAAAAAGCCAUGAAAAUGAUUUAAAGUCUGUCGGUAAUCGCGUUGAAGAGAAAACGACCUUAUGGACGGGAUCCGCUUCUAACUCCACUAACGGAGACCGGAUGAGUUUUGUCUCAUCGGACGCCUAUCCAGUUGAGAUGGCUCCAACUGUAUUCAUCGGAGGGUGUAAGCUUGGACGACACUCAUAUUACAAGCAGAUACAACAUCAAGCUGUUGACCGUUAUGGUAGUCGACGAAGUAGGUAA
This is a messenger RNA of Cylicostephanus goldi, 312 nucleotides long. NCBI's taxonomy places the organism in Eukaryota, Metazoa, Nematoda, Chromadorea, Rhabditida, Strongylidae. The record is from the annotation of a GenBank genome assembly.